Molecule: messenger RNA, 2249 nt
Organism: Sipha flava (yellow sugarcane aphid)
Lineage: Eukaryota; Metazoa; Arthropoda; Insecta; Hemiptera; Aphididae
Gene: Pp2A-29B
Product: serine/threonine-protein phosphatase 2A 65 kDa regulatory subunit A alpha isoform
Exons: 11
Coding region: 256-2103 (615 amino acids)
Biological process (GO): protein dephosphorylation
Cellular component (GO): cytoplasm; protein phosphatase type 2A complex
Molecular function (GO): protein phosphatase regulator activity; protein binding
Source: RefSeq, a predicted model, not a curated record
AAUGUUUAAUAUCAAAAUGGACGUCUCCACUGUAUCCUGAUUGUUUUGAUUCUCGCGUAAGUAGUGUAUACGAUUUGCAAAUCUCUCUCCUUGCAACCAGUUUAUCCGCACCGCGCCUGACUCGGUUGACGGGUUGUCUGCUGAACAUCGACAAUCUACGGUUACCCGACGAGUUCCGAUGAUAAUUUAGUGCGCCGUUUUGUAUAUUUGGUGUGCGCAUUGGUCUCUAUAACUCUACGACUCCGCAAACGAUAAAUGGCUGCGACUAAUUUGCCAUCCGGCGAACCUGCGCCCGAAGACACGUCCUUGUACCCAAUCGCUGUACUCAUCGACGAAUUGAAAAACGAAGACGUACAGUUACGCCUGAAUUCUAUCAAGAAACUUUCUACGAUUGCUUUAGCUCUUGGUGUUGAACGCACUAGAGUUGAGCUCAUACCAUUCUUGACUGAAACUAUUUAUGAUGAAGAUGAAGUUUUAUUGGCGCUUGCUGAACAGUUGGGCAAUUUUACCAAUUACGUUGGAGGACCAGAUUACGCCCAUACGUUAUUGCAUCCAUUGGAAUCUUUGGCUACAGUUGAGGAGACGGUUGUUAGGGACAAGGCUGUUGAGUCACUUCGUCAAAUAGCAGUGUUGCAUUCUCCAGCUGAUCUAGAAAAUCAUUUUAUCAAUCUUGUCAUUCGACUAGCAUCUGGUGACUGGUUUACAUCACGUACAUCAGCUUGUGGUUUAUUCUCGGUGUGUUAUUCUCGUGUUAAUCCAAUGAUUAAAUCUGAAUUACGUAACUACUUCCGUAAUUUGUGUCAAGAUGAUACUCCUAUGGUACGAAGGGCUGCUGCUGGAAAAUUAGGGGAAUUCGCAAAAGUUGUUGAAUUAGAUUCUUUAAAAAAUGAUCUUAUACCAAUGUUUUCAUCGCUUGCUCAAGACGAACAGGAUUCUGUCCGUCUUUUGGCUAUUGAAGCUUGUGUUAGUAUAGCUUCAUUACUUACACACGAAGAUGUUAAUGACUUAGUGAUGCCAACUUUACGUUUGUGUACUUCAGAUAGUUCUUGGAGAGUUCGUUACAUGGUUGCUGAUAAAUUUACUGAAUUACAAAAAGCUGUUGGACCUGAAAUAACUCGUAUAGACUUAGUACCAACUUUUCAAUCACUAUUACGUGACACUGAGGCUGAAGUAAGAGCCGCUGCAGCCAAUAAAGUAUGCGAAUUUUGUCGGAAUUUAUGUCCUCCAGUUGCCUCUGGUGCUUUAUCAAAUGAUCCAAAUGCUUCACAAACAUCUAAUGCAGUUGAUUCUAUUAUUAUGACAUCAAUUUUACCUGUCGUCAAAGGAUUGGUUGCAGAUACUAAUCAACAUGUCAAAUCAGCUUUAGCUUCUGUAAUAAUGGGAUUAUCUCCUAUUCUUGGAAAACAAAGAACUCUUGACCAUUUGUUACCACUAUUUUUAACUCAAUUGAAAGAUGAGUGCCCUGAAGUGCGUUUAAACAUUAUAUCCAAUUUGGAUUGUGUUAAUGAAGUGAUUGGAAUUCAACGGCUCUCCGAAACACUUUUACCUGCUAUUGUUGAACUUGCUGAGGAUCCUAAAUGGCGAGUUCGUUUAGCAAUAAUUGAAUACAUGCCAUUAUUAGCAAGUCAACUAGGUGUACAGUUCUUUGAUGAUAAACUCAAUAGCUUGUGUAUGACAUGGCUUAUUGAUCAUGUUUAUGCUAUAAGAGAAGCAGCUACAUUAAACUUGAAAAAGCUAGUUGAAAAAUUUGGAGCUGAAUGGGCUCAAACAUCUGUUAUACCAAAAGUUAUACUUAUGGCCCGAGAUCCAAAUUAUUUACACCGAAUGACAUUCUUAUUCUGCAUUAAUGAACUUGCUGAUGUAUGUGGUCCAGAAAUAACUGCUAAAACUAUGUUACCAACCGUUCUAUCAAUGGCAAGCGAUAGUGUAGCUAAUGUACGUUUUAAUGUUGCCAAAACACUUCAAAAAAUUGGACCAAUUGUUGCACAAUCUGCUGCGGUAAAAUCUCAGAUAAAACCUGUUUUGGAUAAAUUAAAUACAGAUACAGAUGUGGAUGUUAAGUACUUUGCUGCUGAAGCUAUAUCAAUAAUUGCGUGUAACUAAUAUGGUUUUUAUUGUUUAUGUAUAUCUAUCACCCUAAUCAAUGCCCAAAUUAAUUAUUAUAACAUUGUUGUAGCUUGUGCAUUUUUACCUUUCCCAAUUUACACAAAUGAUUUUUUUUAACAGUAAUACAAAAAUAAUAAUUAUCA